This is a messenger RNA of Fomitopsis serialis, 525 nucleotides long. RefSeq lists its product as uncharacterized. NCBI's taxonomy places the organism in Eukaryota, Fungi, Basidiomycota, Agaricomycetes, Polyporales, Fomitopsidaceae. The record is from RefSeq and is a predicted model, not a curated record. The annotation marks the transcript as partial. The transcript has a single exon.
UCGGUCCCGCGGCUUCCUGUGGAGGUCUGUGGCCGGAUCAUCGACCACAUAGCUAUGAAAUGGCAUGACGGUAAUAUAACGGGCGAUCCAUAUCUGACCACUCUCACAUCUUGUGCGCUCGUAUGCCAAGACUGGUACUUCUUGACGUGCUACCAUCUCCACCAAUACAUCUAUCUGCGAGACCGGAAGGAUGUCCUCUCGCUCUCCAAAUCCCUCCAAGCGCGACCGCGCUUCCGUGAGAUCGUUCAAGUGGUCUUCAUAUCUGGCGCCUCAAUCCGGCACCUGGGGACGGUUGCCGCUAUGCUCGCGGGCAAGGCUCCGAAGUUGUGGAGGAUCGGCAUCAAGGAUGCCGAGUGGACUAUCCGCUCGGUUAGAAUGGAGGACAUCAGCUAUCUAGCUGCGUCCAACUCCAUUGAGGCUCUAGACCUCUCCAAUGUCACCUUGUCGAGCGUCGCCCAGCUGUCCCGCCUCGUGUCGGCACUCCGGAGGCUUAGGCACAUACAGUGCUUCAGAGUCGAUUUCUUG